AUGGCCGAUGUAGAGUUGGAACCAGCAACGGUGUUGUUUGAUACGGAAGUAGUCGCGAGCUUGGUAGUCCCCGAGACCAAGCAACGCACACUCGAGGAGCUGGACUACAUCUUCGCCGUGCCAACACGCACACACAUGCACUACCAGGUCACCAAGGCGCUCCCCUGGUUCUUCAACAAGUACAUCAUGCGCCGCGAUGUGUCGACGGAUAAGAUGGUUGUGGAGACUGAGGAGUAG
Molecule: messenger RNA, 237 nt
Organism: Pseudogymnoascus destructans
Lineage: Eukaryota; Fungi; Ascomycota; Leotiomycetes; Thelebolales; Thelebolaceae
Exons: 3
Coding region: 1-237 (78 amino acids)
Source: RefSeq, a predicted model, not a curated record